AUGUCAGGUCGACGACCGCCCUUUGGGCAAGGCCGACCGCAGACGAGUAUUCCCAUGGACGACUCACUGGCGGUUGCGACGGCUCCUCCGUCUGUGACCGACGCGAUACCUGCGGCGGACAACGCUGCCGCUGCUGCGGCUACCGCUGGCUCCACGACAACGGCCGCUUCUUCCAGCUCAUCGGCGACCGCCGCCUCGUUCAUUUACCCUACGACAGACCUCACGAUAAACAAUAUUGACGAUAUAAUAAUACAAUACGAGUCGCCGUGGCAAGACCUGUCUUUGACAGUGUCGUGCAAGGGGGACGGCGUGGGGGGAGCAAAGUCAUACGACAUUUCUCUGUCGCAGCAAGACGGCACGUACCGCCUGACACCAAUCGACGGCGAAAUCACCGUCUCGGACUACCCGGUCGACUGCUCCCUCAUCCUUCAAGACAGCGAUAGCGUUGCGAAUUUCUUGGUCGGACCGGAUUUCACCGUUCAGAGCACUGGUGGUGUUGCCUCGGUGUAUGCUGCAUCUGCUACGAGACCUGCAGCAGGAGACUCGAGGGCCACAUCUUCCGGAUCAGGAGCGGCGGCAACAGAAACACCGGAUGGAGCUCCGGAGGAUUCCGGCUCAAGCGAAUCGAGCGCGUCAGGCCGCGGAGGAUCAGAAGCUACAUCGACCAGCGUCUCAGGCGCGUCAACGUCCAGCUCCUCGGACGCGGGCGCGGGUGCAUCCGCAGGUGGCCUCUCCGGCGGUGCGAAAGCCGGCAUCGCCAUUGGCGUGAUACUAGCUGUAGCGCUCGUCGCGUUGGCACUCUUCUACGCCUUCCGCACGCAACGGCGCAUGGCGGUCAUGGAAAACGAGCUGCAGGAGACCAAGAAACAGCACGAGACCGACCGGGCUUACGUCGACGGCAUCCUCAAGGCUGCCGGGAAACCUGACACGCGCAACGGCGGACGCGUUGUCAUGGCCGAAGCCCCGACUAGAGGCUCCGGAGACUGGAAGAACUUCUUUGGCGCCUCUAGAGCUGGGACGCCCUUGACAGCGCCGCCUUCAAGGUUGGGAAGGACGGUACAGACGCCGUCACCGGCCCCACGAUCGAGUAUUGGUGGUGAUGCCGGGAGCACGGUUGGGUUGGUGGGCAGGUGA
Molecule: messenger RNA, 1134 nt
Organism: Cyphellophora europaea CBS 101466
Lineage: Eukaryota; Fungi; Ascomycota; Eurotiomycetes; Chaetothyriales; Cyphellophoraceae
Exons: 2
Coding region: 1-1134 (377 amino acids)
Source: RefSeq, a predicted model, not a curated record